Messenger RNA from Schistocerca piceifrons (Central American locust), 444 nucleotides. RefSeq names its product oxytocin-neurophysin 1-like. The record is from RefSeq and is a predicted model, not a curated record. The coding region runs from base 1 to 423 and encodes 140 amino acids. Gene Ontology annotation, molecular function: neurohypophyseal hormone activity. The transcript has 3 exons. NCBI's taxonomy places the organism in Eukaryota, Metazoa, Arthropoda, Insecta, Orthoptera, Acrididae. Gene Ontology annotation, cellular component: extracellular region; secretory granule.
AUGAGGUUCCAGCUAGCAGUACUGCUCACCGUAGCUGUCAGCAUCGCGGCCGCCUGUCUCAUCACCAACUGUCCCCGUGGGGGCAAGAGGGCCGGCCUGCAACACAGGUGCGCGCCGUGCGGCCCCGGAGGGCAGGGCGUGUGCCUGGGCCCACACAUCUGCUGCGGCCCCCGCAUGGGCUGCCGGCUGGCCAGCCCCGCGGACACCGCCGUCUGCCGCUCCACGGCGCCCUGCCCCCUGGACAGCCCCGAGAUGCGCUGCGCCGGCGGCGUCGGCCGCUGCUCUGCGCCGGGAGUCUGCUGCUUCAAAGACUCAUGCCACAUUGAUACUUCGUGUGUCGCUGAUACAACUGAAUCCGUCGAUCGGUAUCCUGUGGACACGUUUAUUGUCAGCGACGGUGACCGCGACGAGAUGAGAAUAUAAUUUUGCAGCAUGUAAAACUUG